UUGCUUCCAUGAGUUUGCGUGUAACCUGUGUCUUGUCAUAAAAUUGUUCCCAUCCGUGUGAAAAGUGGUUUUGCCUUUUGGGGUAUUUCGGGUUCGCCCAAACAGAAACGACGUCGUAUUACGCUGUCUUGUUUCCGGCGAAGCGCCGGGUUGUUGGUAAGGAGCGUGAGCUGGCGGGAGCUCACAGAAGCAAGUGAAGGACCCCCGUAGGGCGUUUCUGAAGUGUGACCCACGCGCACGGUCAGGGGGGGAAGAAAACGGAAGGGAAUAAGGAGAGCCUCAGCCCCUAGAAUAGAAUUCUAAACCGGUGCGGCGCUGCUGGAUACUUCUGAUCUACAGGAAGAGGAGUCAACAAAAAAGAAAGGCCGCAAAAAGUUUUUUGAAUCAGAGACAUGGAUGGAGGAGGAGAAACAGUGAAUGUAAAGAAGUGGACAGUGUUCUACCCAGUUUACAUAAACUCGAAGAAAACAGUGGCGGACGGGAGGCGGAUAAGCCUCACCAACGCAUGCGAAAAUCCCACUUGCGUCGAGAUCUCCGAUUGCUGCGCCCAUCUCAAGCUCCCUAAUGCUGUUGAGAUAGAUAAGGCUUAUCCGCGCGAUUUCAUGCAAGUAGGGAGAGUGAGGGUAUUGCUGAAAAGGGAGGAUGGGACUCUGUGCAAUCCAGCCAUUUCUUCCAGAAAACAGCUGAUGCUCCGUGUUGCUGAGUUGGUACCUCGGCAUCCUGGGAGGACUAAGAAGCAAGAGCCUGCAUCCUCAUCAACUGCUGGACCUUCCAAAUCCGGAAAGGGUGGAAGAAAGAAGAGAUAGAUGCAAUAUGGUUUUCAAUUCCUACAAACACUAGCGCCAAAAAAAGAGUCAAUACUGUGACUGCUAAUAAGAAUUUUCCUUUUGACAUCCAAGGCCCUGGGGGCAAGCAUACAGUGCUGUUAAAUAGGGUAUCGAUGGAUUGAGAGAAAGCAGUUAAACUUUAGAACCUUUUAUUUGGUUUAUGAUUCCAAUCAUUUUGGUUAUUUAUUGAAUUUGAAUUAUAGCUAAAAGCAAUUGAGCUUGAUUCAAUUUAAACUUGGGUCUCAUUGUUUUGGAAGCACUUAGCGAGACAAGUGUUCCCAAGUAAGGGGGUCAAAAUUCUCUACAACUAUUUGUUCCUAAUUAUUGCUUUUAAAUUAAAUGCUUGUGAUUUUGUUA
Alnus glutinosa is the source of this 1184-nucleotide messenger RNA. Its product is annotated as signal recognition particle 19 kDa protein. Lineage: Eukaryota; Viridiplantae; Streptophyta; Magnoliopsida; Fagales; Betulaceae. Bases 393 to 806 code for a protein of 137 amino acids. Gene Ontology annotation, cellular component: signal recognition particle, endoplasmic reticulum targeting. The transcript has 4 exons. The record is from RefSeq and is a predicted model, not a curated record. Gene Ontology annotation, biological process: SRP-dependent cotranslational protein targeting to membrane; SRP-dependent cotranslational protein targeting to membrane, signal sequence recognition. Gene Ontology annotation, molecular function: 7S RNA binding.